AUGUCGAUGGCUGCUUUCAUGCUCACUGGCAGCCACAGAUCGAGUCUUAAGACAGCUCUCCAUCGUUCACAGCAAGCGCCCGCCAUCUUCGGCCAACGACCUGCGGGAAGGCUACCUGGAGGUGGUCGACCUGCGUUUCUAGAUCAGGAAACUCCGAACGAAUUUGAUUCUCUCGAAAAAUUGUUCUUCUCAUGCAUUCAAUCUGCUGACGACAAAUGUGCUUUGUCAUGCCUCGAACGCUUAGGGCGUCGCUUUGGAUCUCCCAAUGAGAGAGUGGCCGCACUACGAAGCCUAUAUGAUGAGGCUGUUGCAGAGGGUCAAUCUGGCCUAGAGCAAUGCCUCCGGAACUAUGACGAUAUCCUCUCUCAAACCCCCGUGAAUUUGCCAAUUUUGAAGCGCCGGGUUGCACUGCUUCGCUCGCUGUCUCGAUAUACAGAUGCUAUCUCUAGCCUAGUACAGCUGCUUGAAGCCACACCAACAGACGCCGAGGCCUGGUGUGAGCUUGCAGAAUUGUACCAGUCACAAGGGAUGGGCCUGCAGGCAAUAUUUAGCCUUGAAGAGGCGUUAUUGAUUGUGCCCCAUGCCUGGAAUGUGUGUCCUCUAGCAGCCGACCGUCAGAAAAGAUUGUUGACCUCUGAUCAGGUACACGCUCGCUUGGGCGAGGUUCUUUAUGUCUACGCCAAUUCAUUGGGGAAUGAUGGCGUACACAAGCCAUUACAGUCUUCUAUUCAACAUUUCUGCAGGAGUGUUGAGCUCUGUAAUGAUUACUUAAGGGGGUUUUAUGGCUUAGCCUUGGCCACUUCGCAUACAUCAGUUGAAGGUGCCUCAAAAACAACUUAUGGAUACGAUUCGCUUGAGCAGCAAUCAUUCAAGCGCCUGCAUGCUUUAGCAAUGGGAAAACUUGCGCACAUCCUUACAACACAGUGUUCGCUUGAGCUCCAUCGUCGUGACUAUGAGGAGAAUGAGCUUGCGGCCGUGAAAGAGUUGCUUAAUGGCUCCCCCGACCCACGUCUAUAG
This is a messenger RNA of Aspergillus mulundensis, 1017 nucleotides long. RefSeq lists its product as uncharacterized. Gene Ontology annotation, molecular function: protein binding. NCBI's taxonomy places the organism in Eukaryota, Fungi, Ascomycota, Eurotiomycetes, Eurotiales, Aspergillaceae. Gene Ontology annotation, cellular component: EMC complex. The record is from RefSeq and is a predicted model, not a curated record. The coding region runs from base 1 to 1017 and encodes 338 amino acids. The transcript is spliced from 3 exons. Gene Ontology annotation, biological process: protein folding in endoplasmic reticulum.